AUGGACUUUACACAGCCAGGACCACUCUUCAAGGGCGCCAAUUACCGCCUCGGCCAGACUUGGGGCGGCCCAAAUGUCGUAGUGGACGACGUCGGCAAUCUGCAGACAGACGUGAGCACAUCGGAGGCCGCGAUAACAGCGACGAUCUUUUUCGGUAUCACCAUUGCAGGAGCCUUCGUGUCAUACAUCGCGGGAAUGCUCUGCCAUUUUAUGAUCUGGCGAGAAUACAACCUUCGCAGUCCACUGGCAAAUCUCUUCCCACCUGUGACAGCGAUGAUUUAUCUCAUUGCGGUCUGUGUGCUCCUGGACGGUCAUCAGCCUGCGGAGGGAAGAGAGUCUGCGCAUCGCGAAAGCCUUCAGACGCUUUUCUUGGACAGCUUAAUCGUCCAUCUGAUCAUACUGAUGCUUGUUUGGCUUGUCACCUCUGUGAGAGACAUGUGGUAUUGGUUUGCCGAAUUUUCGAAGACGCGCGAUGCUCUUAAAGUCCAGGAGACAGCGGAACCUGUUGAUGAAGAAGCUCAAGUUGGGAUGAGCAGCGUGCCCAUGCAAAUGGAAUGA
Molecule: messenger RNA, 558 nt
Organism: Pseudocercospora fijiensis CIRAD86
Lineage: Eukaryota; Fungi; Ascomycota; Dothideomycetes; Mycosphaerellales; Mycosphaerellaceae
Exons: 1
Coding region: 1-558 (185 amino acids)
Source: RefSeq, a predicted model, not a curated record